Molecule: messenger RNA, 1064 nt
Organism: Drosophila innubila
Lineage: Eukaryota; Metazoa; Arthropoda; Insecta; Diptera; Drosophilidae
Product: venom protease-like
Exons: 4
Coding region: 1-1008 (335 amino acids)
Biological process (GO): proteolysis
Molecular function (GO): serine-type endopeptidase activity
Source: RefSeq, a predicted model, not a curated record
AUGAAGCAGUUACCAAGUGUUGUGAUUGCGUUUACUUUAAUCUUUGCCUGCCAGAUCAAGCUCACGUUCACCCAGUUCCAACGUUACAUAAAUAAUCCUUUUCUCCCACCCAUAAACGAUGCGGACAGGGCCAACAAGCCCCAGGUAUUAAUAUGGACAGACCCCGAGAGAUCCCCGCCAACAACAUUCAUUGUAAAGCCAAGGCUCCAUGAUUACAUACCACGUCGUCUGCCCACAAUUGAGGAGGGUUGUGGAAGGAUUCCCGCCGCACCGUAUGUAGCAGGAGGUAGAGUGGCAAAGAACGGCAAUUAUCCUUGGAUUGCUCUACUCAUCUACGGUGAAGACUCCAACUUCAAUCCCAAAUGUGCAGGCAGCCUGAUCACCGCCAGACAUGUCGUCACAGCAGCUCACUGCAUUCGAGAGGAUCUCUCCUUUGCACGCCUGGGCGAACAUGAUACGACCACGGAUGCGGACAGUGCUCAUGUAGACGUACCGAUAGUCAAGACAGCGAUCUAUCCCCAUUAUAAUCGUCUCAAUAAACGCGGUGACAUAGCGAUUCUCUAUUUGGAACGUAACGUGAAUAACUUUCAACCCAUUUGCAUGCCACACUCGCCUAAUCUACGCUCCCAAUCCCACGUGGGUAGGGACUCCUUAGUCGCUGGCUGGGGCAGUACCUAUGAAGGUGGAAAACCUGCCACAGUGUUGCGAGUCGUGAACAUUUUCGUCUUGAAUAACGAGGUCUGUCGACACAGUUAUUCCAAGUUGUAUCGCAACUACACAGAGGAUCAGUUUGAUAAGGCCAUAGUCUGUGCGGGAGUGCUCGAAGGGGGCAAGGAUUCCUGCCAGGGUGACUCUGGAGGUCCUCUGAUGACCGCAGAGUAUCCUAAACUUCUCAUUGGCAUUGUCUCAUACGGUAUCGGCUGUGGCAAGCCAGGGGUACCGGGAGUCUACGCCAGCACACAGUACUUUAUGGAUUGGAUAGUCGAGAUGGUGAAAAACACGCCCUAAACUUCAAGCUCUCUGCUGUAGAUUUACAGCUUAUAACAUACUUAAUAAGUAUUAUA